AUGAUGAUGAGGAAUGAGGAUGACGAUGACGAUGACGAUGAGGAUGAAGAUGAGGACGAAGAUGAGGAUGAUGAUGAGGAUGAGGAGGAGGAUGAGGACGAGCAUGAGCAUGAGUGUGAGUAUGAUAAUGAGGAUGAGGAUGAAGAUAAGGAUGAGGAUGAAGAAGAAAAUGAGGAUGACGAUGAGAAUGAGGAUGACGAUGAAAAUGUGGAUGAGGAUGACGAUAAGGAUGAGGAUGAAGACGACGAUGACAAUGACGAUGACGAUGACGAUGACGAUGAUGAGGAUGAGGAAGAAGAGGAUCAUGAGGAUGAGGAUGAGAGUGGGAAUGCGCAUGAGAAUGAGAAUGAGGAUUACGUACAAGAUGAUGAGGAGGAGGAUGAGGUUGAGGACGAGGAUGACGAUGAUGAUGAGAUGAAUGAGGAUAAAGAUGACGAUGUUGUGGAUGAACAUGAGGAUGAGGAUGCGGAUGAGGAUGUGGGUGAGGAUGAGGAUGUGGAUGAGGAUGAGGAUGCGGAUGAGGAUGAGGAUGCGGAUGAGAUGACGAUGAUGGAUGAAGAUGAGGAGGAUGAGGACGAAGAUGAUGAUGAUGAGGAUGAGGAUGAGGAUGCCGAUGAGGAUCAGAAUCAGGAUGAGGUUCAAGAUGAAACUGAGGAUGGGGAUGGGGAUAAUGAUGAGGACGAGGAUGCGGAUGCUGGCGACGAUGAUCAUGAGGAUGAGGAUGAGAAUGAAAAUGAGGAUAUGAAUGAGAAUGAGGCUGACGAUGACGAUGAGAUUGAGGAUAAGGAUGAUGAUCAGGAUUAUGAUGAGGAUCAGGAUGAGGACGAAGAUGGAAUCAUGAUGAUGAUGACGUUGAUGAUGAUGAGGAUGAAGAUGAGGAGGAUGUGGAGGAUGAGGAUGGGGAUGAGGACGAUGAGAUCAGAAGAGGAUGAGGAUGAGGACAAAGAUGUGGAUGAGGAUGAGGAUGACGAUGACGAUGACGAUGAAGAACAUGAGGAUCAUUACGAAGAUGAUGAUGAAAAUGAGGAUAAAAAUGUGGAUCAGGAUUACGAAGAAGAUGAGGAUGAGGAUGAGGAUGAAGAUGCUGAUGAGGAGGAGGAGGGGGAGGAGGAGGAUGAAGAUGUUGACGAGGAUGACCAUGAGGAUGAGGACGAGUAUCAGGAUGAGAAUAAAAAUGAAGACCAGUAUGACGAUGCGGACGAGAUGAGGAUGAGGAUAAGGACGAGGAUGACGAUGACGCUGAAAAUGAGGAUGAGUGUGAGGAUGAGAAUGAGAAUAAGGAUGAGGAUGACAAUGACGAUGAGGAUGAGAUGA
Molecule: messenger RNA, 1314 nt
Organism: Echinostoma caproni
Lineage: Eukaryota; Metazoa; Platyhelminthes; Trematoda; Plagiorchiida; Echinostomatidae
Source: the annotation of a GenBank genome assembly